GAUCAAAAUGAGAGAAAUCGUUCAUAUGCAAACUGGCCAAUGUGGUAACCAAAUCGGAGCUAAGUUCUGGGAAGUGAUCUCUGAUGAACAUGGUAUUGACCCAACUGGAACUUACCACGGUGAUUCAGAUCUUCAAUUGGAGAGAAUCAACGUUUAUUAUAAUGAAGCAACCGGUGGUAAAUAUGUACCCAGAGCUGUUCUCGUCGACUUGGAACCUGGUACCAUGGAUUCUGUACGAUCGGGACCAUUUGGCCAGAUCUUCCGUCCAGACAACUUUGUCUUUGGCCAGAGUGGUGCCGGCAAUAACUGGGCUAAAGGUCAUUAUACAGAGGGUGCUGAAUUGGUAGAUUCCGUUCUUGAUGUGGUUCGCAAAGAAGCUGAAAGUUGCGACUGUCUACAAGGAUUCCAGUUGACCCAUUCUCUGGGUGGUGGAACUGGUUCUGGUAUGGGCACUCUUCUGAUCAGUAAAAUUCGUGAAGAAUAUCCGGAUAGAAUCAUGAACACCUUCUCUGUUUGUCCUUCACCAAAGGUAUCUGAUACAGUUGUUGAACCUUACAACGCCACCCUCUCAGUUCAUCAACUGGUAGAAAAUACAGAUGAGACCUACUGCAUUGAUAAUGAGGCUCUAUAUGAUAUCUGUUUCCGCACCCUUAAAUUGACCACACCUACUUACGGAGAUCUUAACCAUCUGGUAUCAGCUACCAUGUCCGGAGUGACCACCUGUCUCCGAUUCCCUGGUCAACUCAAUUCUGACCUGAGGAAACUUGCAGUCAACAUGGUACCAUUCCCUCGUCUUCAUUUCUUUAUGCCAGGUUUUGCUCCUCUCACCUCCCGAGGUUCCCAACAAUACCGGGCUCUCACUGUACCCGAACUUACCCAACAGAUGUUUGACGCAAAGAACAUGAUGGCUGCCUGUGAUCCGCGUCAUGGUCGUUAUCUAACAGUAGCAGCUAUGUUCAGAGGUCGUAUGUCUAUGAAGGAGGUUGAUGAACAGAUGUUGAACGUCCAGAACAAGAACAGCAGCUACUUUGUUGAAUGGAUUCCUAACAAUGUUAAGACCGCUGUUUGUGAUAUUCCACCAAGGGGUCUGAAGAUGUCAGGGACAUUUAUUGGAAACACCACAGCUAUCCAAGAACUAUUUAAAAGAAUCUCUGAACAGUUUACUGCUAUGUUCAGACGAAAGGCUUUCCUCCAUUGGUAUACUGGUGAAGGUAUGGAUGAGAUGGAAUUUACUGAAGCUGAAUCUAAUAUGAAUGAUCUGGUAUCUGAAUAUCAACAGUACCAGGAUGCUACAGCUGAAGAGGAGGGAGAAUUUGAUGAAGAAGAAGAACAAGAAGAUGCUUAAAUUGGAGAUAUUAAACGAAGCUGAAACUAUUUAUUCUAUUUCAUUUAAUUGUUAUAUGUUAAUAAAUGAACAUAAUAAAGCCAGACAGAGCUGUAUUUAUCUCUUUGUAUCUCAAAAAGUCUCUGCGCGAGUAAAACCUUAUUGCACACUAAUUGACUUCGUCCGUAUUCGCCAGCCUAAGAAAGUGCAUAUAGAGUAGUAUACACAUUUCAUUUAAUUAUACUUCGGGUCACUAUGAAGUACACGUAAAUGGCUCUGAAAGAUGCAAAAUCUAAGUCGACUAGUUAUAGUAGCCAAACACUAGAUUUUAAUGAUUGUUGGUUUGAAGUGUUUGCUAUGUUUUAUUGGUUUCAACUUCAGAA
Molecule: messenger RNA, 1707 nt
Organism: Lottia gigantea (owl limpet)
Lineage: Eukaryota; Metazoa; Mollusca; Gastropoda; Lottiidae
Exons: 3
Coding region: 8-1345 (445 amino acids)
Biological process (GO): mitotic cell cycle; microtubule cytoskeleton organization
Cellular component (GO): cytoplasm; microtubule
Molecular function (GO): structural constituent of cytoskeleton; GTPase activity; GTP binding
Source: RefSeq, a predicted model, not a curated record